Haplochromis burtoni (Burton's mouthbrooder) is the source of this 927-nucleotide messenger RNA. Its product is annotated as olfactory receptor 11A1-like. Bases 1 to 927 code for a protein of 308 amino acids. Gene Ontology annotation, molecular function: olfactory receptor activity; G protein-coupled receptor activity. Gene Ontology annotation, cellular component: membrane. The transcript has a single exon. The record is from RefSeq and is a predicted model, not a curated record. Lineage: Eukaryota; Metazoa; Chordata; Actinopteri; Cichliformes; Cichlidae. Gene Ontology annotation, biological process: G protein-coupled receptor signaling pathway.
AUGGAUGAUGAAUUAAAUAUAACACAUAUAACCAUUGAUGGUUAUGUUGAUCUUAAGAGAUUCGGAUAUCUAUAUUUUUUAAUUAUGGUUGCACUUUAUGUUUUAAUAAUUAUAAGUAAUUCAGUGAUUGUCUUCCUAAUCUGCAUUCAUCACAAUCUCCAUGAACCCAUGUACAUUUUUAUUGCAGCUUUGUCAGUGAACUCUGUUCUCCUGAGCACUGUGACCUACCCAAAACUCUUUGUUGAUGUGUUAUCUGAAAAACAGAUUAUUUCUAUUUCAGCAUGUCGAUUUCAGCACUUCAUGUGUUACUCAAUAGCUGGUUCUGAUUUCUUACUGUUAUCAGCAAUGGCAUUUGACAGAUAUGUGUCUAUAUGUAAGCCUUUAAAGUAUCCAGUCAUCAUGAGACAAACAACCAUCAAUACUUUGCUAUUCUUAUCUUGGUUUGUGCCUGGUCUUCAAAUUGCAGUGUUGCAUACAUUAGUUCUUAAUAAUAAACUCUGUAAUUUCACUUUGAAAGGAAUCCUUUGCAAUAAUUCAUUGUGGAAACUUUACUGUGAGAGCCCACGAGCAACAUUAAUUUAUGGUUUAGUUGUGAUGCUAAGUGUUGUUAUUUUUCCUGUGUUUUUCAUACUUUUCACCUAUGCAAAGAUUUUUCUAAUAACCUACAGAAGCAGUAGAGCUAUCCAGAAAAAGGCAGCAGAGACCUGCUUACCUCACCUGUUUGUUUUAAGCAUUUUUACUACUUUGUGUGCAUAUGAUGUCAUUAUAGGUCGAUUAGAACUAGAUUUUCCAAAAACUGCACAAUUAAUAAUGACUUUGCAAGUGAUUUUUUAUAACCCUCUCUUAAAUCCGUUUAUAUAUGGUCUGAAAAUGAAAGAAAUCUCUAAACACCUAAAAAGGUUGUUUUGUCAUGUCAGGUGUAGCUAA